Molecule: messenger RNA, 3173 nt
Organism: Thrips palmi
Lineage: Eukaryota; Metazoa; Arthropoda; Insecta; Thysanoptera; Thripidae
Product: paired box protein Pax-6-like
Exons: 7
Coding region: 361-2409 (682 amino acids)
Biological process (GO): regulation of transcription by RNA polymerase II; anatomical structure development
Molecular function (GO): RNA polymerase II cis-regulatory region sequence-specific DNA binding; DNA-binding transcription factor activity, RNA polymerase II-specific
Source: RefSeq, a predicted model, not a curated record
GCAGCUAGGGCACAGCCAAGGCGCAGCCAAGGCGCAGCCAGGCCGUCCUCGUCCUCCCAGCGCCGCGUCCCAGCGCCGCGUCAAGCCGGCGCCGAGUCGCUGUAGUGCCGCCAGUGUGACCAGUGUGACCUGUGAAAGUGAUUCAGUGACCUCAGUGACCCCCAGUGACCAGCAGUGUGAAGCUCGUUGUGACCGGCAGUGUGACCCUUCCCGCCACCGGCGCGUGCCUCCGGAACCUCCCUCCAGCCCUCAGUGUCCGCGCCUCAUCAUCUCCCGCAGUGUGCCAUCCCCCGUGCGAUUCCUGGUCGUCGCCCUGCCCGACUCCUCGACGGCGUCCUCAGGCGGCAUGUCCGUGGCUGCAUGACGCGCGCCCCUGCCGGCCGGAGCCCCGCCCCUGUCACCAUGUUGGUGACCAGCCCGUCCACGACCAACUCUGUCACCGGGAAGUGCGUCACGGACUUCUCCGUCACCAGCAUCUGCUGCGGCCUGGCCAAGGCGCCCCGCUGCUCGCCGGCCGACGACGAGGGCCCCGCCGGGGCCCCGCGGCUCCACACCGGCGUCGCUGCAGUCACCAACAACAACAAUAACAACAAUAACAACAACAAUAUCAUCAGCAAAGGCGCCAUGGAGCUUCCCUCAUCCUCCCCAGGCAUCUUGCCGGGGUCGUCGCCGCCGGCGCACCAGGCCCCAGGCUCCACCCCGACGGGCAGUGCCUCCAGCGCCUCCAGCGGCUCCGGCUCGGCGUCUGCGCCCUCCGGCGCGGCCCUGGGGCCUCUCGGAGGCUCACCCAUCGGAAACGCUGCCCUCCGUGACCUCUGGGGGCAGGCGGCCGCCGCCGUGGGGGCAGCGGGGGCCCCGGGCGGCGCGCAGCACCCGCUGGCCGGCGUCCUGGGGCAGCAGCGGCUGCUCGAACUGAGUCGCUUCGGUCUGAGCAGGCAGCUGGAUCUCGCGCAGCACGUGCUGAGUCAGCAGGGCGCCGUCACCAAGCUCCUGGAAUACCGGAACGCGUGUGAUGUUGCAGGCACGCUGCGGCCGCCGGGCCUGAUCGGGGGCAGCAAGCCCAAAGUGGCCACCCCCACCGUCGUGUCCAAGAUCGAGCAGUACAAGAGGGAGAACCCCACCAUCUUCGCCUGGGAGAUCCGGGAGCGGCUCAUUUCAGAAGGCGUGUGCACCAACGGCACGGCGCCGUCCGUCAGCUCCAUCAACAGGAUACUGAGGAACAGGGCGGCGGAGCGGGCGGCCGCCGAGUUCGCCAGGGCGGCGGGCUACGGCCUCUACGCGCACGCGCAGCAGGUGCACGCGGGCGUGGCGGCGGGCGUGGCGGCGGGCGUGCACACCCACCCCGCCUACGCGGCGUUCCACUGGCCGGCGUCCGCGGCCGCGGCGGCCGCGCACCUCUGGCCGUCGUCCGGGGCGGGGGGCGCGCCGCCGGGAGCGCCGGGGUCCAUGCAAGGCGCUGGCGGCCACGGGGCCGCGCCGACACUGCCGUCGCCAGGGUCCACGCCGUCCAGGGCCACGCCGCCGGGCCUGCCCAUGGGCAUGCCCCACCACCCCAGCCAUCCCCACCACCUCGACCCCAACAUGGCGCUCAUGAGCCACAACGCGGAGCUCAUGGGGCUGCCGAGGCUAAUGGACCCCGACGACGCCAUGGGCUCGGACACCUCGGAGGCGCCCAAGUUCCGGCGCAACCGCACCACCUUCAGCGCGGAGCAGCUGCAGGAGCUGGAGAGGGAGUUCGACAAGAGCCACUACCCCUGCGUGUCCACGAGGGAGCGGCUGGCCGGCAAGACCAGCUUGUCGGAGGCGCGAGUCCAGGUUUGGUUUUCUAACAGACGAGCGAAGUGGAGGCGCCACCAGCGCAUGAACCUGUUAAAGCGCGCCGCCAAGGAAGCCCACGGAGCCCCCGGCGGAGCCCCCGGCGGAGCCCCAGCCCCCACAGCCCCCCCGGGCCACAGCCCCCCAGCCCCCUCGUCCGGUUCCACCCUUGGCUCGUCGCCCCCUCCCUGUACUACGGCGGGCUACGGGCCGCGCACUCUGAUGGGCGGAAGAAAUAGCGCGUUCCGGAGCCUGGUGCCCGCCGCGGCGCACAGCCCCCACAGCCCGCACAGCCCGCACAGCCCCUACGACAGCUCCGACUCGGAGGAGAUCAACGUGCACGAGUACGACGAGGACGUGUCCGACUACGAGAACAAGAUGCGCAGCCUGCGGCAGCACAUGGAGGCCGAGCAGCGCCUGGGCCAGCACCGCCGCCCCUCCGUGGACUCGAGCGACUCGGACUCGGACGUGGACGUGGACAGCAACCCGCUGUCCGUCGCCAACCUGCUGACGCGGAGGAGUCCCCUGGCCGACAGCCGCGCCGACGGACAGCCGCUGCAGCUCACCAAGCACGACCGCGAGAGGGACAGCUAGGCGUCCUGGAACUGUUUUUGAAAAAUAAAAAAAAAUCAACACUUUUUUGUUUGCAUGGGUCACCGAAAUGUUGGUGAUUCAGUGACCAUUUCGCGACUCGCGGUUGGUUCCACCGGUUGGAGCGGAAAUCGACUUGUUGUUUACUCUGUAUCGUUCGUAAAUGGGCAGCAGCAGCUUUAUCUCAACAAUAUUCCACUGAGAAAGUCUCUUUAAAAUUACGUGUCACAUCGAAGCAUUCGACUAUAGAUCAAAUACAUUUACUGUCACCCGCUUUUAUCAUCUGUUUCAACGCACAAGAAUAUACUGCUGGGACGCUUUUCCAUAAAUGUUGUUUUAGUUAUGAUGUACCUAGAAAGUAAUGGAUCCAAUGUAAAGGAAAGCUACCCCUGCGGGGAAGAUCAAUUAUUUAAAUACUAUACCAAACACUAUCUCCGUGAGUGAAAUGAUGUUCAAAUGGAAGUGGGAGCUCAUAUUUUCCCGCGUGUACGCCUAUUGUGAUUUGAGCACAUUUUAUUUGCGACUACCUAUGUAUUUCCGGCUGUGUAUACUAAUGUAGCAAAUUGUACAAAGCGAUAGAUUUAAAGUGAAUCAUAUUAAUAUAUAAUACAUUUCUAUUGUAAAUUCUCGACGUUUGCGGGGCUCCCGACGACGGAUAAUUUGACGGGAAACUCUAAGUUAUGUACGAUUUUUUUUUCUAUUGUGAUAAGUGUUGUUAUUUUAGGGAGGAUAAUAAAGAGUGCAAUUUGCAAAACAUUGUUCAUGAA